CGUACAUUUUGUUCUAUGUCGAACUGCGGAUUAAUCUAUGACCUGGCACAUUUUAAAGUACCUACGAAAACUGUCGGAAAUAUGUGAAAUUAGUUAAUUUUUAAAAUGUGUAUUUUUAAAUUUUAUCAUUUAUUGCGCUCUUAAAACUUUUGUGUUGCGUCAGAUUAAUUCUUUACCUAGUGAAGUGAGUGUCUAAUGAUUAAAGAAAUACUUGAAAAGAUUCUUGUUAUUGGAGAAACGCGCGGGAACAAUGGAUGGGACUUCUUGAAUUGGUCUUUAAAGGGUUAAGUAAAAAACCAAAGUUCAGCCCCACGGUCAGAUUGUGAGGAGGAAAGGCAUGUAUCAUUAUGUUUAUUCAACUUGAUACGUUAGUAGUUAAGAUUCAAAAUUGCGUUUACUCAGACAAUUUAUUUUGCUUUACCUAAAUCGAUAACGAUGUGAUCACUAAAAUAAUAAUGCAUCGAGGAAAAAACUCGAAGGCUCACAGACUUAUAAAAACAGAAAUGUAAAGAACAAAGUUUCCAUGAUUAUUCCUAAAUAUCUAAAAAAAAUACUCAUUUGUGUUGAAUUCAACUCUUAUUUUUACAGCUGUUUUUAGUGUUGCCAGACCAUGGAUUUUACCAAAUGUAGGCGAAUUUAGCUUAUCGAGCAAAUUCAACCUGCACAUAUGUUAAAAACGACAGUGAUAAAUUUUAAUGUCACAUGAUACAGGAUUCUGAAUAAAUAAUAACAUAUUCGUAGUUUGUAAAAUAUUACAUUUCUGUAGAAAUUAGAAGUAUCUUUAACAUCUAAAUACAUAUAUAGUUUGAUGUGUAUUUUUAUAUAAUAGUGAUUUACACAUUUAUCCUGAAAUAUUUAUUCACGUUAAAAUGUAUCAAUGAAAUGAAAACGGUAAGGUAACAGCAAUGACGGGGCAACACCGGAACAUAUAAAACUUGUAACCGCCGAAAUAAUUUUCAGUUGGUUUAAAGCGAAGUCGUGAGAUGAACGCACGUCGAUAGUUUUUUAUUAAUAAAAUUUUCGCAUUGUUUUAAUCUAAUUAUGCUCCGUAGAUAUUGAAACAUGUAUUAUUUAACGGGUUCUGUAAUUAUCUUAGUGUUAUUUAGUAGUACAAAUUGUGUGGAACUAGAAGACACUUUAUGCUGUAGUCCAGGGCUAUACCUAUAUCAAGAUGAAACAAACGCUUUCGCGUGCUGGGACCCAAAAACAAAUAACGAUAGUGAUAUUACUUAUGAGAUAAUUUGUGAACACGAUAUUCAAUUUGAAACUGAAAGUGAUACUAUCUCGUUUUCGGUCAGAGAAGACGGCUACUUACUUGUAAAUGUACCUAAUGAUCAAAUCGAGAUUGCACCUAACACGUUCUGCGUGUCCAAUUACACGAAAAGCACGAACGAGUCUUUUCUAGCGGAUGCGGUUGUAUCAGUGCUGGGAUGCAGGCCAGUGCCGCCAGAGCCACUUGUCAGCUACGAGGUGUCCGCUUACUGCAUGCUGGUGUCUGUCGUCUUCUUAUUCCUCACUGCCCUCGUGUACAUCGCAUUACCGGAGAUAAGGGAUUUAAAUGGGAAGAGUUUCAUUAAUUUCUGCGUGUCUCUUGCGCUGGGUUUACUUUGCAUAGCCAUCAACAAUCUCCUAACAUUUUUUCAAGACAUGAAUCUUUGUGCUACUAGAGGUUUUCUGAUUUACUUUUUCCUUAUUGCUAGUUUCUUCUGGAGCAAUGCGAUAUCCAUACAGAUACUACGUAGCAUGAGACGUCCAUUAAAAGUUGACUAUGGAUGGAAAGAGUUCGCGUGGUACGCUCUGUACGCUUGGGGGUCGAGCACGGUACUCACCGUAGGCAUGGCUAUUGUUAACUUUAUGCCGGGAAAUCAUCAGAAGCCUGGUAUUGGACUCAGAUACUGCGGGUUUUACAACAAGAAGCAGCAGUGGUACUACAUGUACAGUGUGAUGUCAAUCCUGAUCUCAGCCAACAUCUGCAUCUUCGUGUACACCUCAGUGCUGCUCUGGCGGCAGAGCUUCGCAUCCACACAUCUCAAGGCUCUUAAAUACAAAUUUCUAAUGACAAUCAGAUUGUUUAUUAUAAUGGGAAUUCCCUGGGUCUUUGAAAUGAUAAGUUCAUUGACGGAACGGAGCAUUAUAUGGGUAAUACUGGACUUUGUGAACGUGCUGCAAGGUCCGCUGAUCUUCCUGGUGCUGGUGGUGCUGCGGAGACGCGUAGUGAAGGCGCUGUUGCGGCGCGGCGUGCUCGACUGCCUCGCGCCGCACGUGGAGCGACAUCUCGCGCUCGCUGACGACGACGAGGACGUCAUACAACAUACCAUGGAUGUGCCGAUGGACGAGAAAGUCACCAUAUAACUAACCUCUUUGGUGUGGGAUGGACCUUAUCAAAGAUUCCCUUCUGCUGGCGGAACUGAAUUAUGUAGGGUUUUACCUACAAAAACUCAUUAAAUGGCCAAAAAAUGGUAUAAUUUAAAAUAAUUUAGCUUUAAAAGCACCAUACUACUAAGAAUAUUAUUUAAAACUCGCAUUUAUAAAUAUUAAUAAUUCCCUCUAUUAAUUCUAGUCAAGCUCACUGCACAAUUUAUUUAGAAUUAUCAAUCUGACCGUACACGUUUCGCUAUUUACGUAUUUUGUACUUCUACUAGGUUUAGUUUUUAUAGUUCUAUUCAUGUCUGUGUACAAUAUUAACACAUUAACUGCCACCGACUCGUGUGACUUCAUUCUAGUACGUAAACGAGAUACUGUCGCCUUUAUUACUCCCAAAUGAAUGCACUUGUUACAAAAAUCAUACGAUAUUUAUACAAGCUCGUCGCGGCUCCGGAAAACGAUACCUUGUGUUCCGUUGUUUGUCGGGUAAAGUAACACCGCGUCUUUCUGCGUAGACCGACAAAGUAUCCCGCCCUGCACAAGAUAAAUGCAGCCGAAAUCGAGGUGGUGUCCUUGAACUCUAACGUGUUGCGAGCGAGUCCAAGGACGGCACUUGUACACGUCUCCAACAGACGUGUAAUAUUAAAUUUGUUGAUAUCUUUAGUUAUUUGGUAAGGAUCAUUUUUAUAGAAAAAAAAUUACCUUUUUUUUAAGUAUUUAUUUUUGUACUA
Molecule: messenger RNA, 3095 nt
Organism: Papilio xuthus (Asian swallowtail)
Lineage: Eukaryota; Metazoa; Arthropoda; Insecta; Lepidoptera; Papilionidae
Product: probable G-protein coupled receptor Mth-like 3
Exons: 9
Coding region: 1063-2352 (429 amino acids)
Biological process (GO): cell surface receptor signaling pathway; G protein-coupled receptor signaling pathway
Cellular component (GO): plasma membrane
Molecular function (GO): G protein-coupled peptide receptor activity
Source: RefSeq, a predicted model, not a curated record